AAAUGUAACAGAAGCAAAUAAGAAGAGCGUAGAAAAACAACAAAGACGGACAAAAACAAGGUUGAAAAUCGAAUUUGUAGCUUAACAUUUAAAAUAUCAACAUACAGUGUUAUCUCUUUGUGUAUAUUUUUGCGUUUUUCAAUGUGAAAAGAGCAAUAAUUAAUUAAAUCAAAAUCGAAUUAAAUCAAACGAAAAAUAAAAACGCAAGUGAAAGUGUGUGAAAUACGAUAUUUAACAUUGAUAAAACAGCUGUAACAGAUUGCUAAAAUGGCAGCAUAUCAAAUGAAUUUUAACCAGGAUUUUACUUCCCUAUCGGUGCUGAGCAGCACUGGUCUGCGUCUGUACUCGAUUGGUGGCCAGGAUAAGGUCGAGGAGAUCUUUGCCAAGGAGAACACAGAGCAAAUACGGAUUGUGGAAAGGCUAUUCAACAGUUCGCUGGUGGUGCUGGUCACCGCCCAGAAGCCCAACUGCCUGAAGAUGCUGCACUUUAAGAAGAAACAGGACAUUUGCAAUUGCUUCUAUCCGUCGGAGAUAUUGUGCGUGCGCAUGAACCGCCAGCGUCUGAUUGUCUGCCUCGCGGAGAGCAUACACAUACACGAUAUACGCGACAUGAAGAUCCUGCACUCGAUUGAGAAUAUAGCGCCAAAUGAACAGGGCCUGUGCGCGCUCUCGCUCAACUCACAUUUGGCCUUUCCCAUCUGCCAGUCCAGCGGCGAGCUGCGCAUCUUCAAUGCCCACAAACUGCGCACGGGCAUGACGAUUAAGGCGCAUGACACGCCCCUUUCGGCAUUGACCUUCUCGCCCAGCGGCGCACUGCUGGCCACCGCAUCGGAGCGUGGCACUGUCAUACGCGUCUUCUGCGUAAAGAAUGGCCAGCGGGUGCAAGAGUUCAGGCGCGGCGUGAAGCGCUGCGUGCGCAUCGCAUCUCUGGUAUUUGCAGCGGGCGGUGACUAUUUGUGCGCCUCCUCCAACACGGAGACGGUGCAUGUCUUCAAGAUCGAUGCCCGGGCCGUGGAGCUGGCCGAGCUGAAGGCCAUUGCUGAAGUGGCUGCCAAAUCGGACAAGGAGAAGACGACGACAACGGCGACGACGACAACGGCGACUGCGACUGGGGGUGCGAACGCAGAAGCUGCAGAGGCAGCAGCUGAGGAAGCGCCCGCAGCCAGCUGGGGCGGCAUGUUCACCAAGGCGGUGUCCUCGCUGCUGCUGCCCGCCCAGGUGAGCGAUGUGCUGGCCCAGGAUCGCGCCUUUGCAACGGUGCAGCUGCCGCAGCCAGGUCUCAGGAACAUCUGCGCACUGACUCGCGUGCAAAAGGAGCUGCGUCUGCUGAUUGCCUGCGAGGAUGGAUUCCUCUAUAUGCACGACUUCAAUGCGGAGCGCGGUGGCGCCUGCAAGCUGCUGGCGGUGCACGAUCUGCGCGGCGCCCUGGAGGAUGUCAUUGAGCUGCAGCUAAGCGAAAGCGUACUAAAGACGCAAUCAAAGACGCUGCCGGCUGCACUGCCACAGCAAUCGCUGACCAUGCUGAAGAGCUGUGCGGCCAGUGUGCUCAUCGAGAAUCCAGAUCCUGUGGCGGACAACAGCUAUGCGGGCAUAUUGCGCGGCGAGCAGGCGGAUGCCAUGUCCGAUUCCGCCAAGUUUCGUAAGCUGUGCGAUGCCAUUGACACGCCCACAAAGCUGUACGAUGAACGCCAGUUCCCGCCCGUGGCAAUUACGGCCAAGGAUUGACGACCACGUCGGCACAGCCAUAGGGACAUUGUGUUUCUGGACAAAUCACAGUGUGAUUAAAAGCGCGCGCUCUCUGCAUUUCUGAAUAUCCCAAAAAAAAAAA
Molecule: messenger RNA, 1828 nt
Organism: Drosophila virilis
Lineage: Eukaryota; Metazoa; Arthropoda; Insecta; Diptera; Drosophilidae
Gene: Atg18b
Product: Autophagy-related 18b
Biological process (GO): protein lipidation; protein localization to phagophore assembly site; autophagy of mitochondrion
Cellular component (GO): extrinsic component of membrane; cytosol; phagophore assembly site membrane
Molecular function (GO): phosphatidylinositol-3-phosphate binding; protein binding; phosphatidylinositol-3,5-bisphosphate binding
Source: RefSeq, a predicted model, not a curated record